Coturnix japonica (Japanese quail) is the source of this 5212-nucleotide messenger RNA. NCBI's taxonomy places the organism in Eukaryota, Metazoa, Chordata, Aves, Galliformes, Phasianidae. The record is from RefSeq and is a predicted model, not a curated record.
GUAAAAAAAAAAUAAAAAAUAAAAAAAAAAAUUGGUCUUUCUGAAAUUAUUUUUAGCAUUAUCAGCAAAAGGUAGAGAGUCAUUUUGGAAGGUAGUGCUUAAAAGUAUGGUUGUACUUGUUCUUCUUGCAGCCAAUAGAGAUAAUAGACCUCUUCGUGUUCAUGAACAAACUCUUUCAAUUUUCUGUUUAAAUUAUACUGAAUAAUAUGAUGAGAGAUAAACAAAAACAUGCUUAAAAGGCAAGCUAUCAAAUGUUUGGAGUUUUUGGGGAAAAAAGUAUGUGCAAUGAAGGGUAAAGAGUGUACUGUAGUAUAACCCACAAGUUUUAAUGCUUUAUCUUUUGUGCAAAGUGUCUUUCUGUUCAGUCAUGUCUGAGAACUCAAUGUACAAAAAUGUUUAAAUGGAAACUGCAGGAGCAGAAUGGUUUCUUGAACAGGAGUUGUACUGAACAACCAGGUAAGGUAAUUUUCAAAGGUAAACUCAUUACUUAUUUCGCUUUAUGUAGGAGUGCCAAUCAUUAAAAGCAUUUGUUUUUUUUUCCUUCUAACUGUUCAGCAUCAUGAUCCUCGUCUUUGUGUUUCAGAAGAACAGUUUCAAUCAUAAGCUUUGACAUGAAGAACCCUUUUCUGUACGAGUUCGCUUCCAUAUUGCUUCUCUGCCUUAAGCUGAGAAUUAACAAACUUGAGAAUUAAACAAACCUAAAAAUCUGCCUUUUGUAUCAAUACACAAAAUAUUGUGUAAAUAGCAAUGGUAUUGCUAUUUAGUUUGCUGAUUAUUACAAGCCUGGGCUGGAUUUUUUAUUUUUUUUUUUGCCUUUCUGAGAUAUAGCUUAGUUAUUGGCUGGAGUGAAUCCUCGGAUUAAAUGCGUUUCUGACAUAGAUUCCAGUUUACAGCCUACGUGGGCUGUGAUGCAUUAGGAAAUUAAUACACAGCAGCUUUCAGUUUUGUAUUUGUAUUGCUAACCAAGGAAUGAGUUAACCUGUAGGACUUCCAUCUCUGCUACAUCAUAGUAAUUUAUUUUUCUCAACUUUUUUGAUGUUUCUUAAGUUGAAAGCUGGAUGUUUCUUGUGUUGCACUGGAAAUCUGGUAAGGAACAAUAAAAGACUAAGGCUACAAUGUUCUGCAUUGUAAUUUGUAGGCAUGGUAACUGAAGACGGACCUGAAAAGCUGGAUGUCCUAUUAAGGGGGAAAGUUGCUGGGAAUAAGAAACCACUUAAGUGAGAGACCAAGUGUGCUUUUUAUGCAAGAAAAGGGUUAAGGGGAUUUGUUCUCCCUGGUAAUGAGUAGUUCUAAGGUUAGGUUUCUGCGGAUUAGAAAGGAGGGAUGUCCAUAGAUUAGCUAGGGCAGUGAGGAUACUUGCUUUACUAACAUCCAACAAAUAUUCUUUCUCUCCAGAAACUCUACAAGAGCUGAACAUGGUAUAUUCUGCACCAUUUGCAGUUCGGCAUCUGUCUUUGUGAACCCUACUUGGCGUGGAUGCUCUAGUCAAAAACAUAGAUGGAAUCACCUGGAAUGAAAGAAAAAAUGGAGAUGCCAACAGUCUGCAGUCAGGAUAAUGGUUUAUCUCAUGUUCUGACUCUAGUGCUACAAGAACUGAGUUUGCUCUGUAAAAGAGAUGUGAAUGGUGUUGGCGUGUUGUAUGACCUGCUCAGAUCUCGCUGGCUGCAAGCCCUUUUAAAGAUUUAUGAAUGCCUCCAAAACUACCUUGGAAAAAGACCAGUUCCUGUCACGCUGCAGGCACGUGCAUUGAAUCGUGAGGUGGUAGAGAUGCUUUAUGAAGCCCCUCCAUCUGGAGAUAUCAAAGAACUAAGACGAUUGCUGAGGGCUCCUCACUUAAGGGCCUUGCUAUCUGCUCAUGACACUGUGGCCCAGAAAGAUUUUGAACCAACACUCCCACCACUGCCAGACAACAUACCUGAGAAUGAGGAAGCCAUGAGGAUUGUCUGCUUAGUGAAAAACAACCAGCCUCUGGGUGCCACUAUUAAACGGCACGAGAUAACAGGUGACAUAACAGUUGCCCGUGUGAUCCAUGGUGGGCUAGCAGACAGAAGUGGGUUGCUCUAUGCUGGAGACAAAUUAGUGGAAGUAAAUGGAGUUUCCGUUGAUGGACUUGAGCCUGAACAAGUUAUUAAUAUUCUGGCUCUUUCUCAAGGAACAAUUAUGUUCAAGUUGAUUCCGGUUUCUGAUCGUCCUGUCAGCAAUCAAACAACAAUGUAUGUGCGAGCAAUGGCAGAUUACUGGCCAUUACAAGAUCCUGCCAUACCAUGUGCUGAUGCAGGUUUGCCUUUCAAGAAAGGUGAAAUACUCCAGAUAGUGGACCAGAAUGAUGCUCUGUGGUGGCAGGCUAGGAAAGUAUCAGAUCUCAGUGCAUGUGCUGGACUGAUACCUUCAAACCAUCUUCUUAAAAGGAAGCAGCGAGAAUUCUGGUGGACUCAGCCCUUCCAGCCCCACUUCUGUCUCAAGUCAUCAUUGUUAAGCACUGUGGAAGAAGAGGAUGACAUGCAGAUUGAUGAGAAGUGUGUGGAAACAGAUGAAGAAACAUUUGAGUCUGAGGAGCUUAAAGAAGAAGAGGAAGAAUUCGGUGAAUUUGGUCAACGAGUCUUCAUUGCUGGUUUCCGCAGAAGUAUGCGCCUGUGUCGCAGGAAGUCCCGGGCCAACCAGCAGUCAUGUUAUGCUCGAUGUCCCAGCAGCUGCUGUACCGCUUUUGCAGCUCCAUAUGAGGAGGUGGUUAGGUACCAGAGGCACCCAGGAGAUCGGAACAGACUAAUUGUACUAGUGGGUCCUGCAGGAGUGGGUGUGAAUGAGUUAAGGCGAAGGCUUAUUGCAAGCAACCCACGAGAGUUUCAAAGCGCUGUGCCUCACACCACUCGAGUUCAGAAGAGCUAUGAGAUGAAUGGUCGUGAAUAUCACUAUGUAUCAAAGGAAACUUUUGAAAACAUGGUAUAUAGCCACAGAAUGCUGGAAUAUGGGGAAUACAAAGGGUACCUGUAUGGCACCAGCAUUGAUGCAGUGAGAGCAGUCCUCGAUGAAGGGAAGAUCUGUGUAAUAGAUUUGGAACCACAUGGCAUCCAAAUAGCCCGGACACAUGAAUUAAAGCCCUAUAUUAUAUUCAUCAAGCCGUCCAGCAUCAGCUGCAUGAGACAAACUCGUAAAAAUGCCAGAAUCAUUACAGAUUAUUAUGUGAACAUGAAAUUCAAGGAAGAAGAUCUACAGGAGAUGGAGGAUUCUGCUAAGAAAAUGGAAGCUCAGUUUGGUCAGUUCUUUGAUCAAGUGAUUGUGAAUGACAACUUACAAGAAGCAUCUGCUCAGCUGUUGUCUGCAGUCCAUCAUGCACAGGACGAGCCCCAGUGGGUCCCUGCAAUAUGGAUAUGCUCAGAUACUCAGACAUAAUUCAGAGUGGCAGGCAGCUCCAUGAAGAUUACAGAUUAUGUUUUACUUCAAGAAUAAUCCUCACGUCAGGAUUGUGAGAAUUUAUCUUCGUAUGCAAGGGAUUUGGAAGAGGAUUAGGAAAGAAGCUGCUAUAGGAGAUAUAAUCAUACUAUGUUGUGUGUAACUGUUUAGCUUUUAUGCUACAAUUACACUUUUGUACAAAAAGGAAACACUGAGCUAUCCACUACAAGAAUAAAUAAAUCUAUUUUGUUGCACGUAUAAUUUACUCAUUGGUGUCCAACCUUUUGGCUUGCUUGGGCCACACUGAGUGAAGAGGAAUUGUGUUGAGCCACAUAUACAGAGGCUGCUUUGAGAGUAAUGACUCCUAUUUCACUUCUGUGGAAACUACAGCAGAUAAGAGCACAACAAUGUUAUUUAAUAGUGCUUUGCAGCUGAGAAUUUAUUUUUCACUGUGAUCACCACUGUUCGUUAUGCAUUUUGUCAGUGAUGAACAAGAGUCUGCGUGUUAUGCUCAUCAAAACCUGCAGCAGCAGAGGUGCCCCACUGUCACUGCUGCUGAAAUGCACCACCCACUGCCCUACCGUGUUCACAUCCCAUUUGGCCUCCAUUAAUGUUCAGCAAGCGUUAAUGAAAGUCAAUAGGUGCCAUUUUUUCCAUGUGGAGGAAUUCAGUGAUGCUUUUGCUUCAGAUGCCAGUUUGUCAGACUGCCUCUGCUGCUCCCUGUCACACGGCAACAACAGGGAACGGAAUACUGGUAGGAAGGUUCACCUCCAUCACCUCCACUGCCAUACCACCACCAUCUGCUUCUGACAUUGUGGGCCAGCACAAUGAAAUAGCAGGUGUUACUUUCAGAGCAGCCUUCAUAACAUAUGCAGUACAGUUACUGUAUAAGAAAUCAAAUGUUCCAGUGUUUUUAUUAAAACAUUUUUAUUUUUUUUUUAAAGAGUAACGAAAACCUCAAACCAAUGGGAUGUGUUCUUGUUUUUGUGAAGCUCAGCAUGUGGUAAGAGAGGGCUUAAAAAAGCCUGGUAAAGAGAUAUGAUGACCAAACUAUUCUUUGGAGUGAAUGCCUGAUUGCAGCUGUUGGAAAUUCACAGGUUAUACAUUUGUGUCAACUGAAAAUGCAGUCAUAAACAUACCAAAACAUUCAUGAUUCUUUGUUUGGUUUUUUUGUUUGUUUGGUUGUUUUUUUGGUUUUGUUUUUAAGUUGAGUUAGUGCUGCACUGCAUCCUCCAUGUCCCACACCAGCCCAGGCAGUGCUGAUUGCACACCGAUAUGUGGUUGUUGUGAGCAGUGGGUGCACACCUGAGGUCACUUGGGCUGCCACAGUAUUUUAGCAGGGCUUGGCUUUUAUUCCAUCAACUCAAGUGACUGAAAACUGACAAAAUAUGGAUUUAUUAUAGAGGAAAAUCAUAUCCAAAGCCCCUUUUCUUAUUGGUUUGAGUCAAGGCAGCACGUUCUCUUCACCAAAGAGUACAGUGACUAUGGCUAACAAAUUCCUCACUCUCUUCAUCUCACAUUACAGGUUUAUUGGACUCAGAGGAAACAACUUAUCCUGUCGGCCUGGUUCCUCCUGGAGAAAAUCUACUGGAGGAGGUUGCGCUGCCUAUAAAGAAGUUAUUCAUGUAGUAAGCCUGCUCUUGCAGCUAGCACUGUGCCAGCUUAUAGUGAAGUCAGAGCGGGGUCCUUGGCAGGAAACACACUGGAAAGCAGAGCCCUGCAUGGCCCUGGAAUGGGCGCCCUCCACGUGCCCUCCCCCCAGUGCCAAGUGGAAACCAGGAUGACAUUCCACUCAGUCGUCCCAAAAAAAGAAAGCCCAAAG